AUGUCUGUCCCUCAGUUCUGGUCGACUCCCCUCCGCUACCUCCGCUGGGCCUCCCACGAGAGACCUGCCAUCUUCUACUCCAUCGUUGUGGGUUCCAUGGGCCCCGUCUUCCUGGUCGGCCUGCCGCCGAUCAGACGCGCCCUGGGCGAUGUUGACCCGGAGCCCAUCCCAUUGACCUACCCCAUUCCCGCCGGACCCCGGACAUUCCCCAAGGGUUACGAUGACGAGUAA
Molecule: messenger RNA, 231 nt
Organism: Aspergillus heteromorphus CBS 117.55
Lineage: Eukaryota; Fungi; Ascomycota; Eurotiomycetes; Eurotiales; Aspergillaceae
Product: NADH:ubiquinone oxidoreductase subunit NDUFA3
Exons: 2
Coding region: 1-231 (76 amino acids)
Source: RefSeq, a predicted model, not a curated record